Molecule: messenger RNA, 1356 nt
Organism: Brassica napus (rape)
Lineage: Eukaryota; Viridiplantae; Streptophyta; Magnoliopsida; Brassicales; Brassicaceae
Product: ethylene-responsive transcription factor ERF034-like
Exons: 1
Coding region: 166-996 (276 amino acids)
Biological process (GO): regulation of DNA-templated transcription
Molecular function (GO): DNA-binding transcription factor activity; DNA binding
Source: RefSeq, a predicted model, not a curated record
AUUAUUUUCCCUUAUGAAUAAGCCAAAGAAAAAAAUAUACAUAUUUUCUAUUAAUUUUUCUUAUAAUAUGAAAAGCCAAAAAAAAAAGAUUGUGGAGGAAUAUUAAUACAUGCCCACUUCACAUCUAUUUUUGUGCAACCCUCUUUCUAAAGCUUCUCUCUGACAAUGGGAACCAUAGAGAAGAGUGUUUCUCAAGUAACCUUAACCUCCUCCGCCAUCUUCACCGUGUCUUCCUCCUCCUCCGCGGCCGCCUCGUUUUCCUCAUCUACAACAUCUUCUUCUUCUUCAUCAACAACUUAUAACUCUAAAAGAAAAGCAUCUCCAAGAUCAUCAGAAGAUCAAGAAGAUGAUGAUAACGUCGUAAAACGGCGGAAGAUCAGCGGUGGAGAUAAGCAUCCGAACUAUAGAGGAGUACGGAUGAGGAGUUGGGGGAAAUGGGUGUCCGAGAUCAGAGAGCCGAGGAAGAAAUCAAGAAUCUGGCUCGGAACUUAUCCAACGGCUGAGAUGGCAGCUCGAGCUCAUGAUGUAGCAUCUUUAGCUAUUAAAGGUACAACGGCUCAUCUCAAUUUUCCUGAAUUAUCCGGCGAGCUUCCUCGUCCGGUCACAAGAUCUCCUAAAGAUAUUCAAGCGGCUGCAACCGCCGCCGCCGUGAAUUGGCAAGAUUCCGGCGCAAAUAGCCUCCGGAUGAAUAAUUCUGAUGUAGCUGAAUUAGCUGAAACCGAGCCGAGUCGAGGAGUGAUGGCUCAGUCGUUGUCAGGUAGUGUGGUGUUUUCUUCGGACAUUAACACUCGAGAUUUGUCGGAAACUUCAUGUGCUUCGACGACAUCGUUUGCAGAUAAAGACAAGGAGGAAGAGAAGCUGUUUGAUUUACCAGAUUUGGUUACCGAUGAGAUCAUACGAAACGAUGCGUUUUCUUUUUACUCGUCCACGUGGCAGCUAUGUGGAGCUGAUCAUGGGUUUCGGCUUGAAGAGCCGUUUUUUUGUCUCAAUGACUAAAUCACACUCCAGCCCACUAACACCUAAUUAAUUUGCCUACUCUUUCUUCUUUUUUCAGUUUAUAUAUGCCCUUUAUAUAUUUACGUUUUUUUUUUUCAAUUGGAGUGUUAGUGAUUUUUUCUGUAAACGGUAUCAUUUUGAUUUUUUUUUUCUUCUUGGCAGAAAAGCGUGUUUGAUGAAUAUUUGUGUGAUAUAAAUAUGGUGAUAACAUUUUUAACAAAAAACAAAGCUAAGAACCAAGCAAAGAUCCUUGAUCAAUAAAAGUAAGAAUGAAACCUAAUUGUUUGUUGACAAUUGUCAUGAUAUUUGCAAACGAUGUCAGAUUUAUUUUCUUUUAAUUUAAAGACUAAUAAAUUUUAA